This is a messenger RNA of Elgaria multicarinata webbii, 1950 nucleotides long. RefSeq names its product potassium voltage-gated channel subfamily Q member 1 (gene KCNQ1). Gene Ontology annotation, cellular component: membrane; voltage-gated potassium channel complex. Gene Ontology annotation, biological process: potassium ion transmembrane transport. The record is from RefSeq and is a predicted model, not a curated record. Gene Ontology annotation, molecular function: voltage-gated potassium channel activity. The transcript is spliced from 17 exons. The coding region runs from base 2 to 1819 and encodes 605 amino acids. Lineage: Eukaryota; Metazoa; Chordata; Lepidosauria; Squamata; Anguidae.
GAUGAGCGCCGACUACCCGCGCCCCUCCAUCAACUUGGACCCGCGCGUCUCCAUCUACAGCGUCCGCAGACCCUUGCUGAGCCGCAGCCACAUCCAAGGCAGAGUCUACAACUUCUUGGAGCGACCCACCGGCUGGAAGUGCUUCGUCUACCACUUCACUGUUUUCCUCAUAGUGCUGGUCUGCCUUAUAUUCAGUGUGCUUUCCACGAUUGAUCAAUAUCAAGCUCUGGCCACUGGGACAUUAUUUUGGAUGGAAAUUGUAUUAGUGGUGUUCUUUGGAACGGAGUAUGUGGUUCGACUGUGGUCAUCAGGAUGCCGCAGUAAAUAUGUUGGCUUAUGGGGAAGGCUUCGUUUUGCUAGGAAGCCCAUUUCUAUCAUUGAUCUAAUUGUAGUUGUUGCUUCAAUGAUAGUGCUUUGUGUGGGCUCUAAAGGUCAAGUUUUUGCAACCUCUGCUAUCAGAGGCAUCCGGUUUCUGCAGAUUCUGCGCAUGCUGCAUGUAGACCGACAGGGCGGCACAUGGAGGCUGUUGGGAUCAGUAGUUUUCAUACAUAGACAGGAACUGAUAACCACCCUGUACAUUGGGUUUCUAGGCCUGAUUUUCUCUUCAUAUUUUGUGUACUUGGCUGAAAAAGAUGCGGUGAAUGAUUCAGGAGAACAUGAAUUUAGCAGCUAUGCAGAUGCCCUUUGGUGGGGAGUAGUGACUGUUACAACUAUUGGUUAUGGAGAUAAGGUACCUCAGACAUGGAUAGGAAAAACAAUUGCAUCUUGCUUUUCUGUGUUUGCAAUUUCAUUUUUCGCCUUGCCUGCAGGGAUUCUUGGUUCUGGAUUUGCUCUGAAGGUACAGCAGAAACAAAGACAGAAGCACUUCAACCGACAAAUUCCAGCAGCUGCUUCUCUCAUUCAGACUGCCUGGCGGUGCUACGCAUCAGAAAAUCCAGACUCUUCUACGUGGAAAAUAUACAUUAAAAAACCUUCCAGAAGUUAUCACUUGAUGUCUCCUAGUCCCAAGCCAAAGAAAACUGGAAUGGUGUCGGUAAAAAAGAAGAAAUUUAAGACAGAAAAAGAUAACGGAUCUACUUCUCCUGAUAAAAUGUUACCUGUUCCGCAAAUCACAUUUGACCAUGUUCUAGAUGAUAAGAAAUCUGACAACUUUCAGUUGGAUUCAUAUGAAAAUUCUGUCCGACAGCAUUCCUGGUCAUCCUUUUCUACAGAGCAGCCAUCUCCCAGUUCUCCCCCUUCUCCAGUGAAAAGGAACUCACCGUUUUUAGAUACAAACACAGGACCAUUCAUUAGGACCAACAGCUUUGCAGAUGAACUUGACCUGGAGGGUGAGACGUUGCUGACCCCAAUAACUCACAUCUCACACUUGCGAGAACAUCACCGUUCUGCCAUUAAGGUGAUACGUCGGAUGCAGUAUUUUGUGGCGAAGAAGAAAUUUCAGCAAGCUAGAAAGCCUUAUGAUGUACGUGAUGUUAUAGAGCAAUAUUCUCAGGGUCAUCUCAACUUAAUGGUGCGGAUAAAAGAACUUCAAAGAAGGUUGGACCAAUCUAUAGGGAAGCCAUCACUGUUUAUUUCUAUCUCAGAAAAAAACAAAGACCGAGGGACUAAUACAAUCGGUGCCCGACUGAACAGAGUUGAAGAUAAGGUAGUCCAAAUGGACCAGAAGUUAAACCUCAUCACAGACCUGCUACACCACCUGGUUUCCAGCCAGCAAGGAAACCCAGGCAGCAACAAAUCAUCUCACAGGAAUGAUGUUAACACUCUCCCUACCUAUGAACAACUGACCGUCCCAAGUGGAAUCCAAGAUGACGUUUCCUGAUGCAGCAGAGAACUGUUUCCUUCCUUUUAAUUGACACUGAAUGUUGUGAAUCUUGAUGGGGGUUGGGGACAAAUUAAAGCUCAUAAUCAGCCAUACAAGAAUUAAACAUGUCUACUAAACCAAUGUUACUA